AUGCUGAAACACCGCGAUUACGUCUUGGCAGGAAAACACAUCGCUAAAGCGCGCUCUAGAAAGCGGGCAAGAUCGCCAGACAGCUCGGAAGAGGAAGAAGAUCUCGUCGAAGGAAACAUCGUCACUCCUGGACAGACCUCGGCCAGAGAGGAGCAAGAAUUCAAAGAAUUUUUGGAGCAACAGGCAGCCGAGCAGCAGCGAGCAGAAGAAAAGGCUAGAAAAGAAAAAGAAAGAAAAAAGCUGGAAAGUCAAAAACAAGCAGUCCCGAAAGCGUUUUUGGAAGCAGACGCGCCAGACGUGAAGAAAGUCAAACUUGACCCGAAGAACACAGGCGAAUUGAAGAGCUACGAACGACUCGUCAUGGAAAAAGAACAUCCCUGCAUGACAAUCCCAAACGUCCUCAGCGAAUUCUGA
Molecule: messenger RNA, 414 nt
Organism: Oikopleura dioica
Lineage: Eukaryota; Metazoa; Chordata; Appendicularia; Copelata; Oikopleuridae
Source: the annotation of a GenBank genome assembly